UUUCGUCAUCCAUCACUGUCUGGGCCGUCGUUGUAAAGACGCGCAUCCGUACAGACAGUAUGCCUAGACUCCUUUAAAAAAGGGCUUAUUGUCGGCAAAUACCCAGUUUCUCCCUUCUCAUCAACGUAUUUGAAGCAUUGAUGAAGGGUGGAAGGUACCACGCUGUGGAUCCAAGCAGGAAGUUUAGGAGGUGUCACCGUCAAUCACGUAAGAAGUGACCUCAGUCUUCAGAUCCGCACACACAAGAGACGAAUCUUGCCGAUGGCUCUUUGCGAGUCGGCAUUGUACCCCGGAAUAGUAACCUUGGUCUGACUUAGCCGGCUCGUAGGAAGGAAUUCCUAGAUCGGCUAGGGCCCGCAGUGGCAUCACGUUGAUGGAGGCCCCAGGGUCCCGCGGUAGCCUUCUUUCGUCGAUGUCACCGGUGAGAUAAAGGGGCCGCUUAUGUAUGCUUCUUCCUGUCCAGCAAGAUGUCUUCUGUCGAUAAGGUUAUAUCUGCACUCUGGACUUUCUUCAUUGGUGCUUCCAUGUACUCAUCUUCGAUGCUUUGAACUUCCACCCUGUUGACAUGUAGGGCAUACUUUUCUUUGCUUCCUACUACUAAGUUGCUUUCUUUCUUUAUAGGUUAAAGCCUCCUAUCUACGGUAGCUGACGCAGCAAGACCCGAGGAAUCGGAUACGGAUCUUUUUCAGUCUCUUUCGCUGGGGCAAAGCAAAGAGGGAGGACUUUCGGAAGAAGGCGUCGUCCGCUGAUGAUCUUGAGGUUGGGAGGCAGGUCAGGGGGAGAACUAAUGCUUGUGGAUAGCCCGCGAAUACUCCUUACUUAGGCUUUCCCCCGGAAGAGCUGAUGCUACUUACUAAGAGACUUCCGUUAGUGAGGAGAGAACUAUAGGCUUUAGCCCAAAGACAGAGUCAGGGAUUUCUUAACAAACUAGUCCCUCCUGAAAUAAGACAACACAGGGGGUGGAGUGAGCCUAGAGUAGAAUAAGACUCCCUCUUAGACUCUCAACUCAUACCAGGGCGGGCUGGGAAAGACUGAGACUACCGAUACCGAGCCGGGGUUGGAUCACAGGAUAGAUACCCUAUGGUUGGUCUCUAUGCCUGCUUCACUUCGUAGCAUUAAAGGGGCAGUGCCAUGAGGGAAAUCGACUAGGAACGCGAUGUCUUCCCAAAAAAUGAAGAGUGGAGGGGCAAUUACAAUGUUAUUAACCGAUCGAAACUUUAAUACAACCUUUUCUGAUCCCGCAGGAGGGGGAGACCCCAUAUUAUACCAGCAUCUCUUUCGGUUCUUCGGUCAUCCAGAGGUGUAUAUUCCAAUUCUGCCUGGAUCCGGUAUCAUAAGUCAUAUCGUUUCGACUUUUUCGGGAAAACCGGUCUUCGGGUAUCUAGGCAUGGUUUAUGCCAUGAUCAGUAUAGGUGUUCUUGGAUUUCUUGUUUGGGCUCAUCAUAUGUUUACUGUGGGCUUAGACGUUGAUACCCGUGCCUACUUCACCGCUGCUACCAUGAUCAUAGCUGUCCCCACUGGAAUUAAAAUAUUAAGUUGGAUCGCUACCAUGUGGGGGGGUUCGAUACAAUACAAAACACCCAUGUUAUUUGCUGUAGGGUUCAUCUUUUUGUUCACCAUAGGAGGACUCACUGGAAUAGUCCCGGCAAAUUCAGGGCUAGACAUUGCUCUACAUGAUACUUAUUAUGUGGUUGCACAUUUCCAUUAUGUACUUUCUAUGGGAGCCGUUUUUGCUUUAUUUUCAGGAUUUCACUAUUGGAUGGGUAAAAUCUUUGGUCGGACAUACCCUGAAACUUUAGGUAAAAUCCAUUUUUGGAUCACUUUUUUCGGGGUUAAUCUGACCCUCUUUCCCAUGCAUUUCUUAGGGCUUUCGGGUAUACCACGUCGCAUUCCAGAUUAUCCAGAUGCUUACGCUGGAUGGAAUGCCCUUAGCAGUUUUGGCUCUUAUAUAUCCGUAGUUGGGAUUCGUCGUUUCUUCGUGGUCGUAACAAUCACUUCAAGCAGUGGAAAUAACAUAACAAGGGCGAACAUUCCUUGGGCUGUUGAACAAAAUUCAACCACACUGGAAUGGCUGGUACAAAGUCCUCCAGCUUUUCAUACUUUUGGAGAACUUCCAGCUAUCAAGGAGACGAAAAGCUAUGUGAAGUAAAAGAAGGAAGAAAGGUCGCCGACUGCUACUAAGAACCUAACAGAACUUUUCAAAAUGUGGGUUCCAACGAAGAAGAGUUGAGGACCAACUUCGACCUAAUUUAAGAGUUAAGAAAGCAAGCUCAGUUCAGAAUGGCUACUUACCAACAGAGGAUAGCGAGGUACUACAAGGCCAGAGUUAAAUUUUUAAAUUUGAUCGAGCUGAGCCGGAGCUGCUCCUACUGACUAUGACUGGACAGCAGUGGACUCUUUCUCAAAGUCUGACCCUGCCACCUAUAUUUGAUGAAGCAACCAUCACUGAAGCCAUUUUUUUUGUAGCCAGCUCAACUCCAUUUAACAGGUUAGUAGCGAAAGGUAAGGCUUCAUUCCCGAGUGGACGAGAAGAAGGAGCAAGCCCUAUUAAGGUUAAGGGAAGAGAAGAGGCUAUUUUACUAGACUAGCUACCGAGCUGACUCAAGGAAGCCGGAAAGAAAGGGCCUCAAGACAGCUUCGGCAACAGAAAGUCGAGCUGAGGAAUACGAAAGAGAAGCGGAUUCAACUCAAUCUUAGCCUAAGAGCUGUUCAGAGAAGAGAAUCAAAGGUCAACGGCCAAUGGAGGAUUUAUCCCUCCCCCGGAUUCAUCUUAAACCGACCGAUAUGCCGAGAUGACAUCCAGCACGAGAGCAAGAAAAGGAAAUGGUCUCCGUGCAGCUUCAAGUCACGCCACUCUCACCAAGAUAGAAUCAUGGUCACAUCUGUAGUAUAUAUAUAGUUUAUAGAAGCGGAAUGCCAAUCGACACUGGUAGCCAUCGGGAUUGAGUUCAGCUGCUUUGAAGAUACUGACGAAUGGAAGAAUGAAUGAAUCAGAUGAGCUCCAUUCUGGACUCUCAUUGGUCAAACAGGCGCAACGGGCCAAGAGAUAAUAAAAGGACACCAGAAGAGCAAGAAAAAGAGCUGUAUGAUAAGAGUCCUUAUCCUACCCACCCAAUUUAUUUAGUUUAUGGGAGUAGCAAGAACAGCUCCAUUUAAAAGGUUAGUCGCGUACCAAAGAGCUCGAUCAGCUAUUCUAUUUUUCAGUCCGGUUGACGCCACUCGAUAGGAAGAAAGAGCAUAAAGGUUUUUCGAAGGCUUCAAGCCCUGUUUCAGCUGAGAGCAUUGAUUCCCCUGGCACCUCUCUUCCACAGCUUGGCACGUUUAAAGAAGGUGCCUACACUAAAGUGUACAAAGUGGUAUAAAGUUAUUCUUUUCGGGUUCGGUCAGGAGGGACAAAAGAGAGAUGCUUUCUAUCAGUCAAAAGCGGAUAUCGCCCCCCCCCCUCAUGCUCCCACGGUCCGCUUACCGAGGAAUAGAAAGGGAGGACCGGAGGCCAGAGCAAGUUGGGUUGGGGUAUAGAACCGUAAGCGCGGUGGGGGGGUUACAGAGGACGUGCUCGUACGGUUCAAAGAAGGGUAUGAUCAACUCGUUGUUGGGAACUUUAACUCCUCUAUAUUCGAAAUAUGCCUUUCUAGGAGCAUUACGAUCUGCAGCUUAAAUGGUCUCUUAUGAAGUCUCUAUUGGUCUUAUUCUUAUUGUGCGCCUUGUGAGCGCGUUUGGAUCCGCGAAGGCAAUCGCUCGGAUGUUCCCCUAACCCAACCCGGGAACGGACCGGAGGGAACCGCAGCAUGGGGGAUGUCCGCGUCUCGUCGCAAGGCUCAUUUUUAGUUUUUGGUUUAAGGGCGGAUUUAUAUGAUCAAGGGCCGGGGCACAAGGGUCCUGGUACUAUCCAGGUGCGAAGAACCCCGGAGGUGACUGCAAUGAGCAGAAAUCUCACUCACCGGCCUAAACGACGAGCAAACACUCGAACGUGAGAGCAAGGGAUCACCUAACGAAUGGACGAGCUCCAAGGAGGGAGGAAAGAGGAAGGCAAGAACCAUGCUUUCAGAGAAGUGGCGGUCCGAAUCUUAUCUGAACUGCGAGAAUAACUGACUAAGCCAUGCCAUAAGGGUCAUUCUCCAAACGGGACGGGGUCAAGCCUUUAGAUUUUUGAGUAGGUUGGGUGACAGAUCGGCCAUAGGAGUACUCCGGGAUAUAAACCUGGGCAACCAAUGUCGAGCAUACGACGAUGCCGCCCGUUUUCAUUUCGUGGAAGUCCCCGGCAGAGGAAAGGGCUGUAGGUGAUGGCGCGUUCUGCUUCUUAUCUAGAUAGGGGCGCUGAAAUCGUUCCUAUUGGUGCGUGGGGCAGCUGGUAUAGAUGAAUAAAGGCGGGCCGCUUGAACGGGACCUAUUCUCUUAAUAGGC
Lathyrus oleraceus (garden pea) is the source of this 4404-nucleotide messenger RNA. Its product is annotated as cytochrome c oxidase subunit 1. The record is from RefSeq and is a predicted model, not a curated record. Gene Ontology annotation, cellular component: membrane; respiratory chain complex IV. Lineage: Eukaryota; Viridiplantae; Streptophyta; Magnoliopsida; Fabales; Fabaceae. The coding region runs from base 1157 to 2149 and encodes 330 amino acids. Gene Ontology annotation, biological process: electron transport coupled proton transport; mitochondrial electron transport, cytochrome c to oxygen. Gene Ontology annotation, molecular function: heme binding; cytochrome-c oxidase activity. The transcript has a single exon.